CGGGCGAGCGAGCGGGAGCGAGGCGCCGCCUCCCCCUCCUCCUCCCCUCCUGCGGGAGGUUCCGCUAUCCGAGCCACCCCGGGCAGGAGGUUCUUGAACAUCCCCGAACGCCAUGCCGGGCUUGAGAUGUUCCCGAGCGCAUCAGAGGUGAGCUCAGCAUGAAGUAGCUUUUGACCUCACCUGUCAGGAUGACCAAAGCGCGUCUCUUCCGCCUUUCGGUGGUGGUGGGUUCCCUCUUCAUGAUUCUGCUGAUCAUUGUAUAUUGGGACAACGUAGGGACCGCUCACUUCUACCUGCACACCACGCUCUCCAGGCCCCACGGGGUGCUGCCCACAGUGGUUCGGGAGGACGGCCAAGGGUCUUUGUCAGAUGUCGAUGACUUCUUGGAGAACCUCCUGACUUCUGACCUAAAACAGAACGUCGAUCUUGGUCGGAAAACGGAAACGCCGCCCUUGCACGCCUCGAGCCGCCCCGUAGACGGCAACUUGGAAGAGAACGUCCGGGGCUACGAUUGGUCCACUCGUGAUGCCGGCCUGAUCCUGGACCAAAAGAAGCUGCAAGCAGAGAGGCGGAAGACCCUGCGGGAACUGUGUGCCAACUCCAGCUUUGCCUUCCCGACCAAGGAACGCUCAUUCGACGACAUACCCAACUACGAGCUCAACCACCUCAUUGUGGACGACCGCCACGGCGUCAUCUACUGCUACGUCCCCAAAGUAGCGUGCACCAACUGGAAGCGGGUGAUGAUUGUCCUGAGUGAGAGUUUGAUGGACCAGGGCGUUCCCUACGUUGACCCCUUGGACAUUCCCCGGGAACACGUCCACAACACCAGCACCCACUUCACCUUCAACAAGUUCUGGCACCGUUACGGCAAGUUUUCCCGCCAUCUCAUGAAGAUCAAGCUGAAGAAGUACACCAAGUUCCUCUUCGUCCGCGACCCCUUCGUCCGGCUCAUCUCGGCCUUCCGCAGCAAAUUCGAGCUGGAGAAUGACGAGUUCUACCGCCGUUUCGCCAUCCCGAUGCUGAAGCUGUACGCCAACUACACCAGCCUCCCGACCUCGGUGAGCGAGGCCUUUGGGGCGGGCUUCAAGGUCUCCUUCUCGGAUUUCAUCCAGUACUUGCUGGAUCCUCGGACAGAGAAGCUGGCCCCGUUCAACGAGCACUGGAGGCAAGUCUACCGCCUCUGUCACCCGUGCCAGAUCGAGUAUGACUUCAUCGGCAAGCUAGAGACACUGGAUGAAGACUCCGCUCACCUCUUGCAGCUACUCAAGGUGGACCACCUGCUCCGCUUCCCUCCCAGCUACCGGAACAGGACAGCCAGCAGCUGGGAGGAAGACUGGUUUGCCAAAAUCCCCGUGGCUUGGCGGCAGCAGCUGUACAAGCUCUACGAGGCGGACUUUGUACUCUUCGGUUAUCCCAAACCGGAAAGCUUGCUUAAAAACUGAACGAGAGGUUGCUGGGGGGGACAAGAGAGUAUUCAAAAUACCCAAAGAACCCUCUUUCUUUUUUUGCAGAAUAAGAACGUCCCUCUGCCUAUGUGGACAUACUUAAAUUGACGUACUUAAGGCUCAAUCAUAUGCAUGGUUAGACAGAAAAAAGGCCUGUAAUAUACGGCUGGCGUGCUGGGUGUUGUAGGCCUUUCUCUGUCUCUCUAAACAUGCGUAGGGUUACGCCCUUCAAAGGGUACCUUUUUUCCUACGGCAUUUCACACACCCUGUCGCUUGCUCGGAUGCAAGACAGCCGAACCACCCACUGAGGGGUUUCCUCUCCUCCUCGCCAGCCUCUUUGGUUUCCUUUCAGUGGAUCCUCUUGUUUUGCCGUUGGGAGAGAAGUUUGUCCAUUCCCCCGACUGUAUUCUUUUGGAUGCUUUUUACUAUUGCAUUUUCUAAAAAAAAAAACACCAAACAAAAACACAAAAACGAACGAACAAAAAACAAACAUGGAACGAAAAGAAAGAAUUAAUAUAUUAAAAAAUAUUUAAUACAAAUCCUGUUGUGGAAAAAGGAGAGUAAAAAGGACGCACCGUC
This is a messenger RNA of Elgaria multicarinata webbii, 2024 nucleotides long. RefSeq names its product carbohydrate sulfotransferase 12 (gene CHST12). Gene Ontology annotation, cellular component: membrane. The record is from RefSeq and is a predicted model, not a curated record. The transcript is spliced from 2 exons. Gene Ontology annotation, molecular function: sulfotransferase activity. Lineage: Eukaryota; Metazoa; Chordata; Lepidosauria; Squamata; Anguidae. Bases 189 to 1442 code for a protein of 417 amino acids. Gene Ontology annotation, biological process: carbohydrate biosynthetic process; proteoglycan biosynthetic process.